AUGGCAAUCACCGAUGGCACCGGCCAGUCAAGUGUAGCUCCUCCUCCACAGGAGCGCCUAAUGAAGGCCUGCCGACUUGUAAACGGCUACGACAGCGACAGCAACAGCAGUGAUUGCAACGAUGGCAAAGAUUGCAACGAUGACAACGAUGGCAAUGACAACGGCAACAACACCAAAAGCCGACAAUACGAUGAUGCGAACGUGAGGCCAGGCCAGUCUCAUGAAGGUGAUACCACCGUCAACGUAGAACGCCCAUCCAAGGAUUCCGUCUCGCUAGAGCUGGAAAUCUCCCGUGGGAGCGGCGGGCUCGCCUGGCAAACCAGCAAGAAGCGCAUAGCGCCGAAUGGCGGCCAGUCUGACAACGGCAGCGACGCAAACUUGGAUGUACCCUCUCGGAUCAAGCCGUCCGAUGAGCCGGAUCACACGACAUUGGCGGACAGUGCGUGCGGCAACAACUACCCCGUGCAAUCUCUUGCCAGUCUGCUUGCCGACCUGCAGUGCAUCAGAGAGUACCGAACGUCUGCUCCUAACAAAGGCGGUACGCCAUAUUUUGAGAUUUGUAUCCGAGGGUAG
Molecule: messenger RNA, 573 nt
Organism: Cordyceps militaris CM01
Lineage: Eukaryota; Fungi; Ascomycota; Sordariomycetes; Hypocreales; Cordycipitaceae
Exons: 1
Coding region: 1-573 (190 amino acids)
Source: RefSeq, a predicted model, not a curated record